This is a messenger RNA of Papaver somniferum (opium poppy), 468 nucleotides long. RefSeq lists its product as uncharacterized. Lineage: Eukaryota; Viridiplantae; Streptophyta; Magnoliopsida; Ranunculales; Papaveraceae. Bases 1 to 468 code for a protein of 155 amino acids. The record is from RefSeq and is a predicted model, not a curated record. The transcript has a single exon.
AUGGAUACACCAUUAAUAUUCUCAACAAGAGAUGUCAACCAAGAAGUUGAGAUGCACAACGAUCCACUUGUGAUCACUCUUUCUAUACACGGAUGGAACGUCACGAAGGUCCUCAUUGAUGGGGGUAGCUCAUUGAAUGUAUUAUUCUAUGAACCUUACCUACGUAUGGUUUUGACAGUUGAGCAAAUGGAUUCAUCCACUUGCACAAUAUACGGUUCCAAUGGAGCAGUCUCUAUACCAAAAAGAGAAAUUGUCUUACAGGUGCGCGCCGGACCCUUAGUAACCAGUACAAGGUUCUGCGUUGUGGAAGCACCUUCACCAUACAACGUAAUCAUGGGAAGGCUAUGGGUCCAUCGUCUACGAGGAACAACUUCAACAUAUCACCAGUACCUUCGAUUCCCUACACCUAUGGGUGAGAUGGACAUCAAAGGUGACCAGCAAGACGCAAGGAUAUGCAAUCUAGCAUAG